AUGCCUGCUGCUAAAGAACAGAACAGACAGCUUACCACGGAAAAACAACCAGCGUUAGACCUUGCUUCCCUACCACCGAUCGACAGCCUCGUCUUGGAUUCUUGCAGCGAGAUCGAAUGGGAACAGACCUGUAGACUUAACGCUGCUGAAUGGAAGGGGUUCCUCUCGUACUCAGACUAUCUAAAUCGGGAGCGAAUUCUCGCAAACACUGAAAUCACUCGAGAAGGAGGUGAUGGUUCACGAGCGAUAUUGGCGUCAUGUGAGACGAACCGUAAGAACGCCUACGUAGCAAAAGAUGGCAAGCUGGAGAAGGUCGUGGCUCAUGGCAUAGGUUCGGUCUACACUCGAUCGGAAUAUCGUGGCAAGGGAUAUGCAGCAAAAAUGCUACAAGAGAUAGGCAGGAAGUUGAAUAGUUAUCAACAGGUUAAGAACAAUAGAGGCCACUUCUCAGUACUGUACUCAGACAUUGGACCUAAAUUCUAUGCUAGGCACGGUUGGAAUCCUUUCGCCAGUACGCAUAUCUGUCUGCAAGCAAUCGACAACCAAGGCGAAUAUUAUCAAAGACUUGCUGAGAUCACGCCACGCCGAGAGACGAAGGACCUUACCAUAGAUGACGUUCACUCUUUGGCACCCUCCUGGGCAGCUCAUCUAGAAUCUCAACUGAUCAACCUGUCGGCCACAAACCCUUCGAAAGCGUAUGUGGCGUUCAAGCCAGAACCAGCACAAUUCGAGUGGCAUUUCAUGCGCGAAGAGUUCCUGGCAGAAAAUCUUGGUAAUAACAAACCUGUCGUCAAAGGAGCCAUCGACACCAAAACCGGCACUGCCGUGGUUUGGGCACGAACCUAUGGCUCAGAUUCUGCUCAGUGGCAUCUUAGCGUACUGUAUACUCACAUCCCGACAGACGCAGACCUUGCUCAGGACGAACUCAGAACAGCCUUGUCAACGUUGAUGUUGCGAGCACAAUGGGAAGCAAAGCAAUGGAACAUGGCUGCAGGAGUUGAGAUCUGGGACCCAAAGGAGCUGGUUGUCGCUGCUGCACAAACUAUUGCUCAUGGUCAGGAUGUCAAGAUCAUCUUGCGUGAUCAGGAACACAUCUGCAGCCUGAGGUGGAAUGGCCCUGAGACUGAUGAGGUCGUGUGGGUAGCUAAUGAGCGUUUCGCGUGGUGUUGA
Molecule: messenger RNA, 1170 nt
Organism: Lithohypha guttulata
Lineage: Eukaryota; Fungi; Ascomycota; Eurotiomycetes; Chaetothyriales; Trichomeriaceae
Exons: 2
Coding region: 1-1170 (389 amino acids)
Source: RefSeq, a predicted model, not a curated record